UAAAAUACUUACUCCUCGAUCUCAUUCGAGGUCUAUUCCAUUCCUUUAUUUCACCCCAAACAAUAUCCAGCUCUUCUGGUGAAGGGGCAGUUGGUCAUUCUAUCAUUUAUCGGUCUUGCAUCACCCUUGUUUUUGACUUACAGCAUAGCUCGCGAUGAAGUCUUACACACUCCUUUGCGCAGCUAUUGCGCUACUCCAAACUGCCGUCGAGGGUAAAGAUGUCGUUGUUGAGUCUUUACCGAAGGUUCCCUCUGGUUGGUCUAAGGUCAAGAACGCGCAUCCAGCCCAAAAACUCAAGUUGCGAAUUGCUCUGGAACAGCCUAACUUGGGUCACUUUGAGAAAACUCUCUAUGACAUCUCUACACCACAGAAUCCUCUUUACGGACGGCACAUGUCUCGUGAUGAGGUUAAGGAGAUGAUGAAGCCGCGAGAAGAAUCCACUGCUGCUGUGCUAGAAUGGCUUCAGACAGCCGGUAUCCCCUCGUCCGACAUCGAGAAUGAUGGUGAAUGGAUCAACUUCAAAACCACCGUACUGAGAGCGUCCAAUUUGUUGAACACCAAUUUUCAAGUGUACAAAAACGCCGGCACAAAUGCCCAGCGAGUCCGGACUUUGCAUUAUUCCGUUCCCGACGAAGUGAGACCACACAUCACCAUGAUCCAGCCUACCACUAGAUUUGGCCAGAUGAAACCGCAAGCUGUCCAAGUCUACGAGGUUAUCGAGCAGCAAGAGGUGGCCCACAAAUUUCAAAUCGCUGCUGAAAUUCCUAGCCAGAAUCUCAACGUGACUUUCUGUAAUUCUACCGUAACUCCUGAAUGCUUACGCGCCCUCUAUAACGUGGGUGACACGACUGCGGAUCCAGACGUACCAACUAUCUUUGGUGUCAGUGGAUUCUUGGAUGAAUACGCCAAACAUGACGCAUUGGAUACAUUCCUUGGCCAAUUCGCUCCGUAUGCCGUUUCCCAGAACUUCACUACUGUGUUGGUUAAUGGUGGUCUGAACAACCAGACUGAUUCGGUCGACGAUGAUGUCGAAGCUAAUCUAGAUAUUCAAUAUGCGUCAUCAUUGGGCUUCAAUACCCAGAUCCGAUAUUAUUCCACUGGUGGUCGUGGUCCAUUAAUUCCUGAUCUUGACCAACCUAACGCAAAAACUGGAUCCAAUGAGCCAUAUCUCGAGUAUCUAACUUACCUUCUAAAUCUGGCUGAUGAGGAGCUGCCUCAUACCCUAACUACGUCAUAUGGCGAAGAUGAACAGUCAGUGCCGAAGGCGUACGUCGAAAAAGUAUGUACCAUGUUUGGCCAACUGGGUGCUCGUGGCGUCUCAGUUCUCUUUAGUUCUGGAGACACCGGCCCGGGCAGUGCGUGCCAAACUAAUGAUGGCAAGAACACUACGCGUCUUCUACCGAUCUUCCCUGCAGCCUGCCCCUAUGUUACGUCGGUGGGCGGUACCAUAGGUGUAGAACCCGAGCGAGCUGUUUCUUUCUCGUCUGGUGGCUUCUCGGAUGUUUUCCCAAUCCCCGACUACCAGAAAUCAGAAGUGGCUACGUACCUCGACAGCAUUGGCGACACGUUCAAAGGACUGUACAACCCAAGUGGACGUGGAUUCCCCGAUGUCGCAGCUCAAGGACGAAAUUUCAACGUGUACACUCAAGGGCAGCUCAUCAAAGUAGGCGGGACGUCGGCUUCGGCACCAACCUUCGCUGCUAUCAUCAGCUUGCUCAACAACGCACGUAUCAAGAGCGGCGAGAAACCCCUGGGCUUCUUAAACCCAUGGCUUUACAGCGAUGCCGUAAAAGGUGGUCUCACUGACAUCAAGCUGGGUGGUAGCAAGGGAUGUACUGGCACUGAUAUCUAUAGUGGCUUACCAACGCCUUAUGUCCCGGGAGCAGGAUGGAAUGCUACUGAAGGAUGGGACCCGGUGACGGGGUUGGGGACUCCCUUGUUCGACAAGUUACUUGCAAUGGUCGCACCGAAUGCAAAUCUUCCAAGUGUGGCUUGCAAGGACACGAGCAACUGCAUCGUCGAGCGUUCCUAGUUAACCAAAUAGCGAAGAAAAGGUUUCCGGCGGCUAGCAUCAUUACUUUCAAUAUCUGAAUGUUGGAUAUUUCAUGAUAAGGGUCCGGUAUCGAGUAAAAUUAUCUUGUAUUAGACAUACGCUGUGAAAUAUAUUCUAUUCUUCAUUGAUACAGAUACUGUUUUAUGAGACGACGUAUUUCAUUAUAGUUGAGAUUCUAGGUGAUACUUACACUUG
Messenger RNA from Annulohypoxylon maeteangense, 2248 nucleotides. Its product is annotated as subtilisin-like protein. Bases 155 to 2032 code for a protein of 625 amino acids. Lineage: Eukaryota; Fungi; Ascomycota; Sordariomycetes; Xylariales; Hypoxylaceae. The transcript is spliced from 6 exons. The record is from RefSeq and is a predicted model, not a curated record. Gene Ontology annotation, biological process: proteolysis. Gene Ontology annotation, molecular function: tripeptidyl-peptidase activity; serine-type endopeptidase activity.